Grammomys surdaster is the source of this 1476-nucleotide messenger RNA. RefSeq names its product allantoicase (gene Allc). The record is from RefSeq and is a predicted model, not a curated record. The transcript has 12 exons. Bases 156 to 1397 code for a protein of 413 amino acids. Gene Ontology annotation, biological process: allantoin catabolic process. Gene Ontology annotation, molecular function: allantoicase activity. Lineage: Eukaryota; Metazoa; Chordata; Mammalia; Rodentia; Muridae.
GAAAUUCAAUCCUGAACACUGGGAUCUGGACUCUAGGGUGAAGAACAGUCCAGCCCUUCAUUGCCUCAUCUCUGAAGGCCUCCAGGCAUGGUUUCUGAGACCUCCUCACUCUUGAAGCUUUCUGGCUGGGCCUGCCCUUCUCAACUUUAGGAAGCAUGGCUGAUACUCCAAAGGAGGGAAAAUUGACCAGAUUUCUGGACUUUACCCAGCUGAUUGACUUGGCCUCUGAGUGCGUGGGAGGAAAGGUCUUGUUUGCGACGGAUGACUUUUUUGGUCCUGCAGAAAAUCUCAUAAAGAGCGACGGUCCGAGUUUUAAGGAACAUGAAUACACUGAGUUUGGGAAAUGGGUGGAUGGAUGGGAGACCAGGCGUAAACGAAUUCCAGGUCAUGACUGGUGUGUUAUCCAACUGGGAAUACAAGGCAUUAUUCGUGGUAUCGACGUGGACAUUUCUUACUUCUCAGGGAACUAUGCUCCUCGAAUGUCAAUUCAAGCAGCAAACUUGAGUGAAGAUACAAUGUCAAACAUUCCACCAAGGGGAGUUAAGAUGGGGGCUGCAGCAACGCCUGAGGAAUUUGAAGCCAUUACUGUGCUGAAAUCGCAUUCCUGGGACUACCUGGUUCCCAUGUCGGAGCUUAAGCCAGGGGAGCCUGACUCCAGCCACAACUAUUUUUUUGUUAAUUCCCAGCAGAGAUGGACUCACAUCAGACUCAACAUCUUUCCAGAUGGUGGUGUUGCACGCCUUCGAGUGUACGGUACUGGACAGAGGGACUGGGCUGCACUGGAUUCCACAGAACCUGUAGACCUGGUGGCCAUUGCUUUUGGGGGUAUCUGUGUAGGAUUUAGUAAUGCACACUUUGGACAUCCAAAUAAUAUGAUAGGUGUCGGCGAACCCAAGUCCAUAGCAGAUGGUUGGGAAACUGCGAGAAGACUGGACAGACCCCCAGUGUUAGACGGUAGUGAGAAUGGCUUUCUCCAGGUCCCGGGUUGUGAGUGGGCAGUGUUCCGAUUGGCACAUCCUGGAGUCAUCACUCAAAUUGAAAUUGAUACGAAGUACUUUAAAGGCAAUUGUCCCGACAGCUGCAAAGUGGAUGGGUGUAUCCUGACUACACUGGAAGAGGAAGACAUGAUCAGGCAGAAGUGGAAUCUUCCUGCCAAUAAGUGGAAGCCAUUGCUUCCAGUUACCAAGCUAACUCCCGACCAAAAUCACUUGUUGGACAGCCUGACCCUGGAGCUUCAGGAUGUCAUCACUCAUGCCAGGAUUACCAUUGCGCCUGAUGGCGGUGUGAGCCGCCUUCGGCUCAAGGGCUUCCCUAGUUCCAUCUGUUUGCUGCGGCCCCUCCGGGAGAAGCCCAUGCUGAGGUUCUCUCUUAAAGCGGGCUUCAGGGCAAAUCUCUAAAGAGCUCAUUCAUUGUAGUACACACCCACUGCCUUCAGUGUUUUGAACACCUGGUGGUUCCAAUAAAAUGAUCACCCCA